GCCUUCUGGAAUGCCACCUCAUCGUCUGAAUUUGAAAGUUGGAGUUAUAGUUAUGCUUCUACGAAAUCUACAUCCAUCGGUUGGACUCUGCAACGGAACAAGGCUCAUUGUGAAGAGAAUUAUGCCAAACGUUUUAGAUUGUGAAGUCAUCUCUGGACAGAAUGCUGGAUCGAUAGUUUUCAUUAAACGUGUUGAACUUUCACCAUCAGAUUCAAACCUCCCCUUUCAGCUCAAGCGAAGACAGUUUCCCAUCAGGCUUGCAUUUUGUAUGACUAUUAAUAAGUCACAGGGACAGACACUUAAGAAAGUUGGAAUUUAUUUACCGCAACCAGUUUUCAGUCAUGGAAUGCUUUACGUAGCUUUUUCAAGAUGUUCGUCUAUGAGGAAUGUUCGUGUUUUAGUGAAAGACACCAAGAAGCAAGGCCGUUUGAUGCCCGCAUGUUCUAAAGUAUUCACAAGAAAUAUUGUUUACAGGGAGGUUCUGCAGUAAAAAAGUUACUCGAGACAUUGAAACAGUGAGAUUUUUGCAACACAAAAUGAAGUUAAUCAAGCCAAAGCAAAAAUGAAAAAGAUUUGAGGUUUUUGGAUGACUGGGAUAAAUUGAAGCAAGUCAAGAUGAAGCUGAAACAGUUUGAGAAUUAUGCAUUAGUCGGCUUUUAUGUCUGUCGUUACA
Stegodyphus dumicola is the source of this 673-nucleotide messenger RNA. Its product is annotated as ATP-dependent DNA helicase PIF1-like. The record is from RefSeq and is a predicted model, not a curated record. Lineage: Eukaryota; Metazoa; Arthropoda; Arachnida; Araneae; Eresidae.